Spirometra erinaceieuropaei is the source of this 1866-nucleotide messenger RNA. The record is from the annotation of a GenBank genome assembly. NCBI's taxonomy places the organism in Eukaryota, Metazoa, Platyhelminthes, Cestoda, Diphyllobothriidea, Diphyllobothriidae.
AUGAGCCUCCGCCUGCCUCUUCGGGGAGGCGAAUUCGCCACCAUCAUCAGUGUCUACGUUCUGCCGAUGGUCAACCACGACGCCGCAAGGGACAAAUUCUACGAGGACCUGCGAGCCUUCCUGGCGUCUGUGCUGAAGGCGGAUAAGUUGGCUGUCCUUGGUGACUUCAACAUUCGCGCCGGCACUGACCUUUCCUGCUCACCAUCUCCAUUUCAGCAAUGAGUUAGCUCAAUGGCUAGCCAGUCUUUCAGUCGCUGCCGCUGCCGCCGCUGACGAGAGCGCCUCCGUAGAGAACGGAUGGUGUUAACUGCGGGACGCAGUCCAGUCGACGACCCUGGCUGUCCUCGGUCGCGCACGUCGCCAACAUCAAGACUGGUUCGAUAACGACGACACCGCCAUCAGUACCCUGCUCGUCGAGAAGAACCGCCUGCACAAAGCCUACGUCACUCGAGAAGAAGAAGUGCCUCAAGAUCUGAAGUACGCUACAAUCAUGCAUCUAUACAAGCGGAAAGGAAACCGCCAAAUCUGCAACAAUCACGGAGACAUCUCUCUGCUGAACAUCGCCGGGAAAAUCUUCGCUCGCAUCCUCCUCAACCGCCUAAACCACCAUAUAGAACAAGGUCUCCUGCCGGAAAGCCAUUGCGGAUUCCGCUGUCAUUGUGGGACCACGGACAUGAUCUUCGCCGACCGUCAGCUUCAGGAGAAAUGUCAAGAGAUGUGGGCCAACCUCUACUCUACAUUCGUGGAUCUGACGAAAGCCUUUGACACGGUGAAUAACGAAGGACUGUGGAAAUUCGUGCAGAAAUUCGGCUGCCCCGAACGAUUCGCCCAGAUGGCGCGUCAGCUUCAUGAUUGCAUGAUGGCGCGGGUUACGGACAGUGAAGCUGUCUCGGAGGCAUUCGCAGCAACCAAUGGAGUGAGGCAGGACUGCGCCCUUGCGCCUACCCUCUUCGGUCUCAUGUUCUCUGCAUGCUGAUGGACGCCUACCGUGACGAACGCACUGGAAUCCACAUCGCCGAGAGAACGCACGGCCAACUCCUUAACUACCGGCGGAUGCUCUUUAAGUCGCAUGCACCCACAACUACCGUUCAUGAACUUCUCUUCACCGACGCCUGCACCCUCAACGUCACCCCGGAAGGGGACAUGCAAAGGAACAUGGACUUCUUCGCCGCCGCCUGCGACAACUUCGACCUGAUUAUCAACACAGAGAAAACGGUGGUCAUAAUUUAACCGCCACCCGAGGUUGCCUACGUCGCACUCCAAAUCAGCCUGAACGGCGCCCAACAGCUAGCCGUAGACAACUUCACAUACCUGGGCAGCGCCCUCACCCGCACCAUCAAAAUCGACGAUGAAGUGGCCCACCUGAUUUCCAAAGUCAGCUCAGCCUUCGGCCGUUUGCAAAGCACAAUCUGCUAUCGCCGCGGUUUCCAUCUCAACAUCAAACUGAAAAUGUGCAAGGCGGUCAUCUGGCCGACGCUGCUGUAUGAAGUGGAGACCUGGACGAUGUACAAGAAACAGGCUCGAGGACUCAAGCAUUUCCACCACAGCUGUCUUCGACGGAUACUGAAGAAGAGAUCACAGGACCAGAUCCCAGACAAGGAUGUACUGGAGGGGACGGGAAUACUCGGCAUCUACGCCAUACUGCGACGGCUUCAACUGCGUUGGAGCGGCCACCACGUACGCAUGGGCGAUGAGCAGCUACCCAAACGACUCCUCUAUGGAGAUGUCGCCACGGGUUCACACCGACAUGGAGGCCAAGUUCGUCGCUACAAGGACACUCGGAAGACUUCCCUGAAGCGUCUGCAGAUCAACCCGGCCAUCUGGAAGACCUCGCCCGACACCGACCGACCUGGAGGAGGACAAUGA